AUGGCGGCGGCCAGGGCUUGGAAGCUGGCGCUCCGCGGUCGGGGACGUUCGUUGCACACCGCCGCCGAGGCCGCCUCCACGGCUACGGAGUCAACCAGCACAGACGUCGCGGCCGUCCCCUCUGCGCGGUACCCGCCGAUUGUGGCUUCCUUGAGAGCCAAAAGCAAAGCGGCACGGCAGCGGCGGGUGGAGCGCUGGCAGGCGGCGGUGCACGCGGCUCCGUCCGCGGACGAGAAGCUGCGCAUCCUCACCAAGAUGCAGUUCAUGAAGUAUGUGGUUUACCCGCAGACUUUCUCCCUGAACGCCGACCGCUGGUACCAGGCCUUCACCAAGACCGUGUUCCUGUCGGGGCUGCCCGCCCCGCCCGCGGAGCCCGGGCGGCCGCUGGAGCUCGCGGCCCUGCGCGACGCGGCGUAUUGUAAGCGCCCAGUUCAUUUUUACUGGUUGCGUGGUGAAGAAAUGAUUCCUCGUGGUUAUAGAAAGGGCCGAAUUGAUGCUGUGCGAUAUCAAAUAGAUGAUAAACCGAACAACCAGAUUAGAAUAUCCAAGCAACUCCCAGAGUUCGUGCCAUUAGAUUAUUCUGUGCCUAUUGAAAUCCCUGUUAUGAAAUGUAAACCAGACACGCUUCCAUUGUUCAAACGGCAGUAUGAAAACAACAUAUUUAUUGGUUCAAAAACAGCAGAUCCGUGCUGUUAUGGUCACACUCAAUUUCAUCUGUUACCUGACAAAUUGAAAAGGGAGAAGCUUUUAAAACAAAACCGUGCGGAUCAAAUAGAAGUUGUUUUUAGAGCUAAUGCUAUUGCAAGCCUUUUUGCUUGGACAGGAGCACAAGCUAUGUAUCAAGGAUUCUGGAGUGAAGCAGAUGUUACUCGACCUUUUGUCUCCCAAGGUGUGAUCACAGAUGGAAAAUAUUUUUCCUUUUUCUGCUACCAGUUAAAUACUUUGGCACUGACUGCACAAGCUGAUCAAAAUAACCCUCGUAAAAAUAUAUGUUGGGGGACGCAGAGUAAGCCGCUUUAUGAGACAGUUGAGGAAAAUAAUGUGAAAGGUUUUAAUGAUGAUGUUCUACUUCAGAUAGUUCACUUUCUACUGAAUAAGCCAAAGGAAGACAAGUCACAGAUGUUGGAAAACUAAGAGGAAACAUUUGAUUCAGGACUUUGAAAAUAUUUAAAUUUCAUGAAAGGAACAAUAAAAAGAACUUUAAUAAUGUG
Messenger RNA from Chinchilla lanigera (long-tailed chinchilla), 1211 nucleotides. It is a transcript of the gene Mrps30, whose product is annotated as mitochondrial ribosomal protein S30. NCBI's taxonomy places the organism in Eukaryota, Metazoa, Chordata, Mammalia, Rodentia, Chinchillidae. Gene Ontology annotation, biological process: translation. The record is from RefSeq and is a predicted model, not a curated record. Gene Ontology annotation, cellular component: mitochondrial large ribosomal subunit; ribosome; mitochondrion. Gene Ontology annotation, molecular function: structural constituent of ribosome.